CUGAAAUAUUAGUGAGUCUUUAAAAACGCUAAAGUAUUUGUCAGGCUUUUACAACUUUUCCCCGUGAGCAGGGUUCGAAAAUGAAGAACGUGAGCAAAGAUUUGGAAAGCAGCUUGCAAAAGGAUUUAAGGAACAAGCUCAAAACAUGAUCUCUGAUAAAUAUAGCAAAAAUCUCAACAGAGAAUGUAGAGCGCCGUAAUAUAGUAAACCGUAGUUGACUGUUAAUAUAAAAAUAAUUAUAACAAUGACAACUGCAAUCAGCUUGUUUGACCUGGCCAAUUUGUCCAUUGGCACCCCAGAGAUUGGCGCAGUUAAUUUCAAUGCUCUUCACACUUUGUUGCAUGCCAUCCUAAAGAACCUUAAUAUUCAGUAUGUCAAUGUUGAAAUAAGAGAAGAAGACAGAGAAUUCUUCAAACCUCCUCCAAGCUUGUACCUACAGAAAUCAACAUUAGAAACAGAAAAAGACAUAAAGGAAGCAAGUCCAUACCAUCAGAUGGAGAAAAAACUAAUAGAGAUUGAGAGGCAAAUUGAUGCCCUAAACAAACUACCUAGUAGUGCAGAACUUUUAAAAAUGAGCAGUGGACUUGAACAAACAUCCCCUGUUAAUGACAUGUGGAAAUUCAUGCAGAUGCGAAGGAAAAUGGAUGCCAAUGAAGAGGGCAUUUCAAAGGCUAUGAACCUGCUGCAGGAUUUGUUGAAUGAAAUUAGUGCCCUGCAUAAGUCACGAGAAAGCUUGGAGGGAAAAAUCAAAACAAUCAAAGAGUUUCUUGAUUCGUUGGAUGUCAAAGGAUUGCUGUCUCGACUGUCUGCCUUAGAGAAAUAUCGUGACCAACUGACAUCUUUUGAGAAACUACUGCAUCUUGUCCAAGACAGACUGGGCCUGUACCCAAAUCCUGAGGAUCUAGAUAAUAUGGUAUCAUGGGACAUUCUGCAGGAUGCUCUGUUAGCAGGCAAAAAGAAUAAGAUGAGAGUAUCACCACAUCAACAGCUGUCAAACAAUGUUCAUACAGGUGUCCAACUCAGUGGUCAUCUUCACCAGCUCAGUCCCCCAUUAGGCAAAUCUGAUUCUCAGUCAGACCACCUUCCGCAAGCCACAGCUCAGGCUAAUCAGCCUGUUGACCAAAAAGAUCAGCUAUUACAACCUGGAGCUCAACCCGGCCAGCAGGACCAACUUGUCGGAGAGUCACAACAAUCUGGAACAAAUCAAGAUCAGACAUUCCAAAAUGGCAUCGAGCCUAGUCAUACCUCCCAACCCAAUCAGCAGUAUCCCAUUCCUGAUCCUGACCAGAUGACUCCGCCAACCUUCGUGAUGAGUACAUCUCAAGGACAGCAGCCUGCCUCAGUUACACCUGAAUCUGCAAGUGUGCCACCUCAGCAAAUAACAUCUAAGUCACCUGGGUUUUCCUCAGUGUCUCGGCCUACAUCUUCACGGUCAUCCAGUGUUGCAGCACGCUAUGCAGAUACUGUUGAUGCACUGCGUGAAAUUGGACAACUCACAGAUCAGCAUAAGGCCUUGACAGAGCGAGUCAUUCAACUGGAGGUAACUAUGCCCACCAAAGCUGAUAUAGCAGAUUUGGAUAAGUUGAAGGCCCUAAUAGCAACUAUGGCAAACAAAAAUAUCCCUGAUAACCUUCCUGCUGAGCUGGCACACCUAAAGCAGCUGAUGAAGGAACUUGCAGAAGGAAAUCAUAAGGAUGAAAAGCUACUAGACUACAUCCAGAAUGCUGUGCUUCAGCUACAGAAUGAAUACAAGAAGCUGAACUCUAUUACAGAUAACCUUAUUGACGAUCACCAAAAGAAGCAAAAGGAUAUAAACAAUUUGUUUCAAUCUGUUGAACAUCUCAACGAGAAAAAGGCAGACAAAGAGCAUAUUGAGAUGGAAAUUGAUGUGAAAGCAGAUAAGCGGGCUCUCGAAGGCAAGGUGAGUCGCACAUAUUUUGACACUACAACAGAGCAGCUGAAUCAGAUGAUGCAGGAGAUGUUGCAAAAAAUUACAGGUCAGGAAGAAGACUGGCAGAAGGUUCUGGACAAACUUUCCAAGGAAAUGGAGAGCAAGUUGGACCGCAUUGAACUGGAUCCUUUGAAGAAACAGCUAGAAGACAGGUGGAAAAACAUCCGAAAGCAGUUGCAAGAGAGGCCACCACUGUAUGAGGCAGGUGAUGCUGCAGGAAUCCGGAAGCAGUUGGUUGCUCGAUUCCACUGCAUUUCCUGUUCCAGACCAGUUGACAUGCUGGUACCUGGUCCGCACAUUGUAACAGUCCCAAAUGUUUCAGGAUUCAACUCACAGAAGUCCAUGCGCCCUUACAUUGUGUACGAUCUUGAGCAGGUCAGGCAGCACACAAGGAGCUUAAGUGAUAGAAUACCUGAAAUGGCUGACUAUAGCUAUCUGAAUUCAGCUCGGAGCUGUGGUGGGAGUCAUACCUUAACCAAUCCUCAUCGCCGCUACAACAAACUUCAGCAAGUCGCCCAGUACCUGCAAGAUGAGGAUGAGCUACCAGCUCCAGUAAUCAUAAAGCAUGAAGAGAUAGACAUCCUUGGUGUUGAUGGACAGAUCUACAAGGGGAGAGUCAACACAAGACUUCCGCUUAUUCAAGAUAAAGAAGUUUUACCUCCUAAAACCAAAGUGAACCCUUCCAACUCAUCAAUCUGCAAAUCCACUUCCCUAGACCCUGACAGUCCACCAGCUCGUCCUCAAAGUGCCAAAGUAUCCCCUCGCAGCCGCCCAGUCUCGGCUCGGUAUCGGAAAGAACGUCCAGUGUCAUCGCAGGGUCGAAUAAUGUUGUCCCAUUCAAAUACUGUCCCCAAUGCAUUGCAAACAUCAAAACAGGAGACAGAGUCAGAUGGACAAGAGAUUCUUCAAAUCCAAAUGGACAUCCCUUUGGGUCAGCUACAUGAUGGCAGCCCAGCAACAUCCGUCUAACCAAAGAAACCAUAAACUGGUACCUCUGGACAAAAAACCUCACACUGUAGAAACCCGACAGAAAGAGAAACCAAAUGUACCUGACUGGCACGUGAUAAAUGUAAGCCACUUGGCAGUACUAUUGGUGACCUGCAUUAAACAUUUUCUGUUGCAAACGUCAGCAUUUGGAGGUGCUGGAAAUAUAGUAUUGUAUUCUUUGUAGUAUUCUAUUGUAUCCAUAAAGUAAUACAAUGUCAGAAGAAUGAAUUACAUGUUAUAUUACAGGAUGUCUGCACUUACAUAUAAAUAAUGCUUGUGAAAUUGCACUGUUACCAAGUUUGUGACCUGUAGCACUCUGUGUAAUAAUGUAAGGUCCUACCAAAAACUUCAGGAAAAAAACUGGACAUGUUAAAACAACAAGGAUUUCACAGCAGGGUGUCUCGAUUCAGAUGAAAAAUACAGUGGUUUGACAAAAAAUUGACAUGUCUUUCCUGGUAUUCAAUCAAAAUUAUGAUCCCGAUGAUAAUGAAAAUAAAUUAUUCCUUAUCUUUGA
Protopterus annectens (West African lungfish) is the source of this 3452-nucleotide messenger RNA. RefSeq lists its product as uncharacterized. NCBI's taxonomy places the organism in Eukaryota, Metazoa, Chordata, Ceratodontiformes, Protopteridae. The record is from RefSeq and is a predicted model, not a curated record. Bases 245 to 2920 code for a protein of 891 amino acids. The transcript has 16 exons.